This is a messenger RNA of Pseudoliparis swirei, 1185 nucleotides long. It is a transcript of the gene rbm48, whose product is annotated as RNA binding motif protein 48. Bases 16 to 1101 code for a protein of 361 amino acids. Gene Ontology annotation, molecular function: nucleic acid binding. The record is from RefSeq and is a predicted model, not a curated record. Lineage: Eukaryota; Metazoa; Chordata; Actinopteri; Perciformes; Liparidae. The transcript has 5 exons. Gene Ontology annotation, cellular component: nucleoplasm.
UUCACUACCAGAAAGAUGGCGGCACAUGUCAACAACAGAUCAGACUGCUGGGCCGUCCCUGAUGUUUAUAAACACCACGAACAGCAUAAGAUAUGCAUUUCUCGACCUAAAUAUAGAGAUGGAAGAAAAGAUAAAGCUGUUAAGGUGUACACCAUCAAUUUGGAGUCGUGUUACGUGAUGGUCCAAGGGGUCCCGGCCAUUGGGGUGAUGACAGAGCUGAUCCAACGCUGUGCCCUGUACGGAGUUGUGGAGGAGUACAGGCCCCUGGACGAGUACCCUGCGGAGGAAUUCACAGAGGUCUACCUGGUCAAGUUCCAGAAACUCACCAGCGCCAGAGCAGCCAAACGACACAUGGAUGAGAAGAGUUUCUACGGUGGUGUGCUGCAUGUGUGCUACGUCCCAGAAUAUGAGACCGUGGAAGACACUCGACUAAAGCUUCAAGACAGGAGGAGAUAUGUUAUCAGGACUGCUCAGAAUAAAGCAAGAGAAAGGAAACGGGAGGAGGCCGUAAACAAGGAGACCACGUCGUCGAACACAGCAACCACAUCAGAGACGGUCAUCCCCAGACAUGAUAAAACCUCUUACAAUGAUAAUACAGACAAGACUUCAAAAAUCAGCCACCAUUUAGACUUUCCUCUACUGCCAUUACCUCCCCGGGAAUAUCAUAACUACUGGCAUAAAAAUCAACAUGGGACUGUACCAACAGAGGACAAAAUGGGGACAUUACAUAAUGCCGUCAUUGACACUAAACAGCAACAAGGACACAGCUCCAGCUCCAGCCAAACCUCUUCAGACAGAGACACAGAACACAGACUGACCCCAAGUCAGUCUUCUGGGGUAGCCAGAUUUGUCCCCAGAACCACACACUUGGAGAACAGAAAACGCAAAAUGGAAGACGCAGCGGAGCACUCAGCGACUGAUGUUACGAGAAACAAUGAGCCACUCAUUGGGCCAAAGCUACCAGAACCUCCCAAACUGAACAUGGAGGAAGAGUCCGUAAACACAACUGUAAGCCUGAUCCGGAACACGAUGAAAAAGGUGGAAUCCGUUCCUGGCCUCAAACCAGUACAGAAAAAAGUGAAACCACGUCGUCGGAUUUGAAUUGACGAGCUGCCUUAAUACUGGAGUUUCUGCAGAGAUUACUGCUAUUUCUAUGAAAUAAUACCAUUAAAACUGUUUCGCUUG